This is a messenger RNA of Candidozyma haemuli, 1191 nucleotides long. RefSeq lists its product as uncharacterized. The transcript has a single exon. The record is from RefSeq and is a predicted model, not a curated record. NCBI's taxonomy places the organism in Eukaryota, Fungi, Ascomycota, Pichiomycetes, Serinales, Metschnikowiaceae. The coding region runs from base 1 to 1191 and encodes 396 amino acids.
AUGAGUGUUACUUCUCUGGACUCGCCACAUGGUGUUUUUGCAGCCAAACCAUCAUCUGUCUAUGAUCCGUUCCAAUUGGCUGGGUUUUUCAAUGAAACUUACCAUAGAUGGAAUACUAGAUGGUUGGGGCUGGAUAUGCCUCAGUUUGUUAACCAAACAAGUGGCAAUUCAGCCUUUCUUCCUUAUCCUUCGGUUACUCGGUUUCUCCCUUUCGUCUCUGCCACUGGUGAAUGGCCUACCUUCGCCUCCAUGCAAAAGAUCAUCACUUCUGCAACAACCUUGAAUGUGCUUUUCUGGGCAGCUCUCUUUUUCUUGUUCUUUUAUUGGUGGCGGGUGGCUGGCAAUAGACUCAGGGUCAUUCAGGCCCAGGAGGCGGAGCUUGCUGGGAUCAGAAAGGGGUACGAUGCAAUGAACCAGUUCGUUUUGGGCCUCAGCCGUCCAGUUACCAGUCCCAUCGAUACUGUUGGGUUUCUCACUUCUUGUCCUCUUACGCCAGAGCAACAGAGGCAACUCCAGCAGGCGGUAGCCACUAUCACGGCCCUUUCGGUUCAGUAUCAAACUGUGAAGUCUAUCAACUACCAGAACUUUCCCGCUGCCAUUGUUCCACCCAAAGGAUCCACCAAGGGAUCAUCAGAACACGCAAAACAUUGUUCUGACUCGCUGCUGCCAGGAAACCAUCCACCCAACGUGUGGCUCAAGCCAGCGUUCAAGAAAGUGGUAGAAGUGCCCAAGAAAGCUCUCACGUAUGUGGCCCCAACCAAAAUCCAAGCAGCUAAGGUGACGACACCAGCACUGUUGGUGCAACCAGCUCGUCUGGCUGCAACUAGACCAUCGUUCGACAUCUCGUCAGCAGAAGGCAGAGCUGCUCUUAGAAGCUACAUAGAAAAGCAGAUGGAGACCAAAAAGGGCCAAACCGGCACCAAAACAGGAGAAAGCGCCCCUAGCUGUCAAGAAGCCAUCCCAACCAAAAGCGAGAUCCUAGCGGUUGAACCUGCCAUGCUGCCAGAGAGUCUGGAGCCCCGUCCCACAUACGCACAAGUGUGUAAAUACGACCCGGUAACAAAGAAGAAGUACAGAAGGGUUUUCGUUCCCAACCGAGGAUGGGUAUCGAUGCACCGGUUUGAGCAAGAAGAACAGGUUUACGGCAGCGGCAAUACGGUCAGAAGCAAAGCGGAGGUUGGUACUGCCUAA